AUGAGAGAUAAUGCUGGUAAAUGCGUAAAAAGUGAUGCAUUUAUCACAGAUGGAUUCUGUAGGUGGAAUGAUUUAAAGAGUUUUUCAGGACAUGUGGGAGGUGUUGAUAGUUUUCACAACAAUGCAGUUAUGAAGUGUGAAAAUUUGAUGAAACAAGGAUUAGCUUUCCGUGGUCAUGAUGAAUCAGAAAAUUCUGUCAAUAGAGGAAACUUUGUGGAACUCUUGAAGUACACUGCUGAUCAGAAUGAAGUUGUGAAGGUAGUUAAAAAUGUUAUUGAAGAAAUUAAUCAUGAUGUUUUCGGUUUGCUGGUGGAUGAAUCUGCUGAUGUUUCCGACAAAGAGCAAAUGGCGGUAGUGUUUCGAUUUGUUGAUAAAGGUGGGAUAGUCAAAGAGAGAUUUAUGAGUAUCACACAUGUGAGUGAGACUUCUGCAACAUCUUUGAAAUUUGCUAUUGAUGAUUUGUUUGCUAAAUAUGGAUUGAGCAUAAAAAGGGUGAGAGGACAAGGGUAUGACGGAGCAAUGGGAGCCUCAUGCAAAAGGAAAGAUAUGAUCCGAGAGAAUUACAGAAAAGAAAUUAUGGAAGAAAUUAAUAAUGGUGAAAUCAGUACAGGAACAGGAUUGAAUCAAGAGAUCUCUCUUCAAAGACCAGGGUAUACUCGUUGGAAUUCUCACUACAGAACUCUAUUGCGGGUGAUUCAGUUGUUUUCUUCUAUCAUCAAGCUUCAAGAAUUUAACGACCGCUUUAAUGAGGUGAACACUGAGUUGCUUAUUUGUGCUGCUUCUCUAUCUCCCAUCGAUGCAUUUACUGAGUUUGAUCUCUCAAAAUUGUUGAGGUUAUCUGAGUUCUAUCCAGAUGACUUCAGUUUAGGGGAGCUCAUUUCUCUUGAGCAAGAAUUAUGUAUAUACAUUGAUAAUGUUCGACAUGAUGAAAGAUUUUCUAAUUUGGAGAAUCUUGGAGACCUUGCUAGAAUGUUGGUGGAAACACGAAAACAUAUGUCAUAUCCUUUGGUUUAUAGGCUUUUGAAGUUGGUUUUGAUUCUGCAUGUUGCUACUACAACUGUUGAGAGAUGUUUUUCAGCCAUGAAGAUCGUAAAGACAUAUCGACGCAAUCGGAUUGGAGAUCAAUUUUUGAAUGAUUGUUUAGUUUGUUUUAUCGAGAAAGAUGUAUUCAAAACUAUUACAAACGAAACUGUGGUGACAAGCUUUCAGAACAUAAAAUAUCGUAGGAUGCUUUUAUAA
This is a messenger RNA of Camelina sativa (false flax), 1239 nucleotides long. The record is from RefSeq and is a predicted model, not a curated record. NCBI's taxonomy places the organism in Eukaryota, Viridiplantae, Streptophyta, Magnoliopsida, Brassicales, Brassicaceae.